AUGAAAAACCCAGGAAGGAGUAAUCACUCUGACCCUGUGAGUGUAUUCAUUCUUCUUGGAUUUCCUUGUACCUGGGAGACUCAGAUGUUCCUCUUCUCACUCUUCUCUGUGACCUAUGUCCUGACGCUCGUUGGAAACCUCUGCAUUAUCUGUUCAGUGUGGUGGGACCGCUGUCUGCACACACCCAUGUAUGUCCUGCUGGCCAAUUUUUCCUUCCUGGAGAUCUGGUAUGUCACUUCUACUGUCCCCAACAUGCUAGCCAACUUUCUCUCGGAGACCAGCACCAUCUCCUUCUCUGGCUGCUUCCUCCAGUUCUAUUUCUUCUUCUCCAUGGGCACCACUGAGACCUUCCUCCUGUCUGCCAUGGCCUUUGACAGGUACCUUGCUAUCUGCAGGCCCCUGCACUACCCCACUGUCAUGACAGUAGAACGCUGCAUCCGAACUGGAGCCUGCUGCUGGGUGUGUGGCUUCUCCUGCUUUCUCCUCCCAGUUUAUCUCAUCUCCCAGCUUCCUUUUUGUGGCCCCAAUACUAUUGAUCAUUUUUUAUGUGACCCAGGACCCCUUAUAAAGUUGUCCUGUGUGCCAGCUCCUGCCAUUGAGAUCACCUGUGGCAUCUUAAACUCGGUCCUCAUUUUCGCCACCUUUUUCUUCAUUACCGGCUCCUACACCCUGGUGAUCAGAGCUGUGCUGAAGGUCCCCACAGCAGAAGGCCGGCAUAAGGCCUUCUCUACCUGUGGCUCCCACAUGGCCGUAGUGUCCCUGUUCUAUGGUUCUAUCAUGGUGAUGUAUGUGAGCCCAACAGCAGACAAUCUAGCAGGGAUUCAUAAAAUUGUGACUUUAUUUUAUUCUGUGUUAACUCCACUUUUUAAUCCCUUGAUCUAUAGCCUCCGGAAUAAGGAGAUGAAUAAGGCCCUGAGAAAACUGCUGACAAGUGUGAGAUUUGGUCAAAGUCAGCCUCUCAAGAACUAG
Molecule: messenger RNA, 969 nt
Organism: Phyllostomus hastatus (greater spear-nosed bat)
Lineage: Eukaryota; Metazoa; Chordata; Mammalia; Chiroptera; Phyllostomidae
Product: olfactory receptor 11G2-like
Exons: 1
Coding region: 1-969 (322 amino acids)
Biological process (GO): G protein-coupled receptor signaling pathway
Cellular component (GO): membrane
Molecular function (GO): olfactory receptor activity; G protein-coupled receptor activity
Source: RefSeq, a predicted model, not a curated record